Molecule: messenger RNA, 4054 nt
Organism: Acanthopagrus latus (yellowfin seabream)
Lineage: Eukaryota; Metazoa; Chordata; Actinopteri; Spariformes; Sparidae
Gene: tslig3b
Product: family with sequence similarity 98 member B
Exons: 8
Coding region: 176-1306 (376 amino acids)
Cellular component (GO): tRNA-splicing ligase complex
Source: RefSeq, a predicted model, not a curated record
GAACUUCAAACGUUGCACUCCGGCUCGCGUACGUCGCCGGAACAACAGGGAGGCAUGAAAGUGCCGCACAGAUGAAUGGGUGCAGAAACUGGUUGUUUUUCCUCACUUUGUCGUAGCUGUAACGUCGUCAUGUUUUAAGUAGACAAACGCACGUACACAACGGACGGGUUCAGUGAUGGAGUGCGACAUUUUGGACUCGCUGGAGCAGCUCGGCUAUGACGGCCCUUUGCUGGAGGAGAAGGCGCUGCUCACGGCCGCAGACGGAGGCCUGUCCUCCCCAGAGUUUGUGGAGCUGUGCAGGUGGCUGGCGUCCAGGUUGAAGCCGAUGUGCGAUCUGGAGGAGAGCAUCACGUCCGGUCCAGACGACAUGGACAGCCUUCAGGUGGAGAUGAGUGGGUUGCUGAAGGAGCUGCACUGUCCUCAUGAAGAGGUCGUUUCUGGGAUCCUCAAAGGCAGCGCGCCAAGCACAAAGGACCAUCUCAAAUGUGUUUUGUUUUUAAGCUCAGAGCUCCAGGCAGCCCAGAUUGUGAGCAGCAGAGGAGUUUCUAAUAAAGAAGCCGAAGAGAGUCCGGUGUGCCAGGAGCUGCAGGCAAUCUUUGAAACACUGAAGCUGCCGGAGCCCAGAGGACAGGACGCAGCAGGAGUUUUAUCUCAAGUCCAAGACAAGGUUGAUGAAAUGCUUAAAGAUCUCCCAGGUGGCUCCGAUGGCGAGCCGGUGCUGAAGAAAUCUCUAUCGAGUGAACAAUGGGAGAAGUUGCACAACAUGAACACAGCUCUGUCAUCUGAGUACGAGUGUCGGCGCAGGAUGCUGAUCAAACGGCUGGACGUCACCGUUCAGUCAUUCGGGUGGUCUGACAGAGCCAAGGUAAGGGUGGACAGCAUGGCGAGGGCCUACCAGCCUAAGAGACACUCCCUGAAGCCUCAGUCCACCGUGGACAUGGCCAAGCUGCUGGCCGCCAGAGAGGACAUCUGCAACGUGGUGAAGACGAGCAGCGGCGCCAGCAGGGAGAAGACAUCCUGUGCUGUCAACAAGAUCCUGAUGGGGAGAGUCCCGGACAGAGGAGGACGUCCCUCUGAAAUACAAGCCCCGCCUCCUGAGAUGCCGCCCUGGCAGAAAAGACAAGAUGGCGGUGGCUGGGGAGGCCGUGGUGGUGGUGGAAGAGGAGGAGGAGGAGGUGGCGGCUGGGGAGGAGGAGGAGGCGGCGGCGGUGGCUGGGGAGGAGGAGGAGGUGGUGGGGGUUGGAGAGCGGGUGGAUGGAACCAAGGAGGAUACGGUGGACAUGGAGGAAAGAGAGGAUGGUACUAGUAUUGAUUUCUUGAGUGUUGCGAGUUAUGCUGUUUUUUCAUAUGAACUCAAUUCUGUUUGUUUUGGAGUUUUUUUGUUUUUUUUCAUGAAGCGUGAAAACACUGUUAGAUGUCAGUGUAAAUCGUCUUCAUUUUAGAUGAUUGUGCUCCUUUUUUUAACUUUAAAAGUGUUAUUUUUUACAUAUUGUUAUCUGUGUUUUUAGAAGUGAAAAUGCCAGUAUUACCAUACCAUUAUUACUAUACCAUUAUUAUGAGUAUUUUGUACUAAAACAAAUUAUUUAAAUCUGAACUUGGCCAUAAGGCUGUAAUUGUUUCUCAUCCAUAGUACAUGCUAAUUCUAAGAGUAUGCAUGGUCACACUGGACUGUAUAGGUUACAAAACUAAAGGACAGUUCACUCAAAACCAAGAAAGCAUGUUUUUCCUCUCACGUGUCAUGCUGUUAUUGCCAUCUAGAUAAUUUUGUUUUUUGUUGUUGAGAGACAGUUUAAUGAAGGAACUAUUUUCUGUUAUUACUGCAAAGAAGGGAGUGCACAUGUACUUAUGGAUGAGAGGCUAGCAGCUCAGCCGAGCAGGACACUAUUAAAGGUGCAAUAUGGAAGAAUUGGUCACCUUGACUUCAUACUGCCAACACAUGGGUGUUUUAUACAUCCAUGAGUGUGGCUACUGUUAGCCAGGGGGAGUGUUGGCGAUCACACUGCUAGCACAGGAACUUCUGACUGCUUGGAGAAAGAGCAUUGCAGGCCUCGGGCUAGCUUCAGUAGGUAUCUCUUCAAUGCAAUGCAUAGAAAUCUUUGAUGUAACAUUAAGACAGUUGUUUCUCCACAUUCUGUUGAUGCUUUUAGUUCAGUUUUGAUGUUUUAAACAAUAAUUACAUGCCUACAUGCUGCACCUUCAGUGUUUGCUUCCUGUACUGUCAUCAGCACAAGCCUCCAGUCCACAAGAGGAUACUCGCUUCAUUCUGCAGUGCUAGCUAGGCAGGUGUAGUUUAGUCAAAAGAAAAUAGUUACUUCAUGAAUCUGUUCACAACUAGGUCUUUGGAUUAUGUUGAACAAGUAGGUCAUAAUUUGUGGAACAUUGAUCUUGAGUUGAGGGCGACAUCUUUACUGGUGAUAACGCCGAAGCUCAUUCCCAAACAGUUCAGAUGGAUAAAUGACACAACAGAGAAAAAUAUGUAUUUUUGAGGCUAACUGUCCCUUUUUAAGUGUCCUUAAAACAGUCAGCAUGUAUACUGAAAACCCUUUGACUGUGCUGUUGACAAACCCGUUUCUCCGACACUGGAAAACAUCAAAUCUAACAGCGAAUGGUAGUCGAACAACCCCCGGGAACUGGAGUUUUUUACUUUUAAAUUUUGACAAACAAUUUACUAGUUUAAGUCAAUUCCCUUGAUACUAACUGCAAUAACAAUGGUCUAUUGCAUCGCACUGGGAGAUAACUUGCAUUUUUGACAAGUUCAGGUACCAGAAGGUGAAUAAUGCUGAACAGAGGGACAAAGACACUACAUAUGUAUUCUACCCUAAACAUUUUACCAUCUGAAGCUCUUGUAAUUCAACUGUCAAUUGAAUUGAACCAGGAUUUAAGGGUUCAGGGAUGGAUGUUUUGCUGCAAACCUUAGAAGGCACAUGACAGAGUAAUCUUCCCCUGGCCGGAGGUGUCAGCGUGCACCCUAAGGACUGAAACCACUGCUACCUGUAAGACGAGAUGUGGAGGACACUGUAAGAAGACUGGACUUUCCUAACACAGGAAAGUGUCUUCCGCCUCCCUCUCAAGGACUUUGACUCUUGCCUUAUUCCUUUUGAAGAUUCUGUACCAGCUGAGACAACUGUGAUUCACCUCUGAAUUUAUUUAAUAAAGAGCCCUCCCCCCCAUCUUGAUGUAAUUAUCAGCUACAGAAAUAGUGCAACCAGAGAUGGAGAGCCACUGGCUGACUCCUGCCACAAGGUGGCAUAAUAAACCAAUGCAAAGAAGAAAAAGGUUUACUUCCAAAUAUUUAUUCUUGGCUGAAAAGAUUUUCUACAUGUUUUAUUCAAUGGCAUACCAUUUGUUGUUCAAUAGAUACAGUUUAUACAUAGUCUUUACAAUAACCAAUAUUCAUAAAAGCAGAAUUUUACAUUGUGUACAUUAUGAACAACAUACCUGUACAAACAGUCGCACCUUGGCCACAAAAAUCACUCUUUUCAGUCUCCACACUAAGACUCAAUCAGUAUGGUAAAACCAAAAAAACACGUCGCAAAUUCAUACGGGCCUUCAAAGGAUCCAGUCAAAAUACAUCAAUGUAUUUUUCUCCAGUUAAGAUCAGAACCCAUGUGUCUGACACUAAUAAGAAAAAAUGGUAAGACAAAUAUUCUCUUCAAUUUGGCCACAUUAUAACUUAAGUUGGCGCCUACGCAAAAUAUUCCAAAGAUACUUCACUUCAUGUAAACUUUGUUUCUGUACAGGUGGACUUCAUAAUUGAGCUGUCAAUACUAUUCAUAGCUGCAGCAGUAAACAGACACAUACUGGUCAGAUGGUGCUCAUCCACAGUCAAGAGGUCAUUUGUAACAGCAGGAAAUGUCUCUGACUGGACUGAAGAUGAGCAGAAUGCUGUAACUAGAGAUAACUCUCUGCUUCACACUAAUACUGAGCUGCACAGCGAUAUUAGAUACACCUGAAUACUGUCACAAUUUAGGGGAUCCAAGCCAAAUUCCAGAACUACUAUGAUCACUGCUUUUUCUUUUGUUUCUGAGCAACAACUGCCAUUAAUAAAAAGCAU